Molecule: messenger RNA, 3032 nt
Organism: Cynocephalus volans (Philippine flying lemur)
Lineage: Eukaryota; Metazoa; Chordata; Mammalia; Dermoptera; Cynocephalidae
Gene: CDH3
Product: cadherin 3
Exons: 15
Coding region: 84-2390 (768 amino acids)
Biological process (GO): adherens junction organization; multicellular organism development; cell-cell adhesion mediated by cadherin
Cellular component (GO): plasma membrane; catenin complex; adherens junction
Molecular function (GO): calcium ion binding; cadherin binding
Source: RefSeq, a predicted model, not a curated record
CGGGUUUCGCGGAGGCUGAAGUGACCUUGGAGGCGGGAGGCGCGGAGCUGGAGCCGGGCCAGGCCCUGGGGAAAGUAGUUUUCAUGGACUGCCCUGGGCAAGAGUUGGCCCUGCUGAACACCGAUAACGAUGAAUUCACUGUGCGGAACAGCGGAACUGUCCAGGAAAAGAAGGCAUCGAAUAUCUCCCCAUCCAAACGUAUCUUACGAAGACGCAAGAGAGAAUGGGUGGUCCCACCGAUAUCUGUCCCUGAGAAUGGCAAGGGUCCUUUCCCCCAGAAGCUGAAUCAGCUUAAAUCUAAUAAGGACAGAGGCACCAAGAUUUUCUACAGCAUCACAGGGCCCGGGGCAGACAGCCCCCCUGAGGGUGUCUUUACCAUAGAGAAGGAGACAGGCUGGUUGUUGUUGAAUAAGCCACUGGACCGGGAGAAGAUUGCCAAGUAUGAGCUUUUUGGCCAUGCUGUGUCAGAGAAUGGCGCCUCAGUAGAGGAGCCCAUGAACAUCUCCAUCAUCGUGACAGACCAGAAUGACCACAAGCCCAAGUUCACCCAGGACAUCUUCAGAGGGAGUGUAUUGGAAGGGGUACUACCUGGCACUUCUGUGAUGCAGGUGACAGCCACGGAUGAGGACGAUGCCGUCAACACCUACAAUGGGGUGGUUGCUUACUCCAUCCAUAGCCAAGAACCAAAGGACCCACACGACCUCAUGUUCACUGUCCACCGGAGCACAGGCACCAUCAGCGUCAUCUCUAGUGGCCUGGACCGGGAGAAAGUCCCUGAGUACACACUGACCAUCCAAGCUACAGACAUGGAUGGGGACGGCUCUACCACCACAGCAGUGGCGAUGGUGGAAAUCCUCGACGCCAACGACAAUGCUCCCGAGUUUGACCCCCUGAUCUAUGAGGCCCAUGUGCCCGAGAAUGCAGUGGGUCAGGAGAUACAGAGGCUGACAGUCACUGAUCUGGAUGCCCCCAACUCACCAGCAUGGCAUGCCACCUACCACAUCGUGGGAGGUGAUGACGGGGAUCAUUUUACCAUUACCACCCACCCCGAGAGCAACCAGGGCGUCCUGACAACCAGGAAGGGCUUGGAUUUUGAGGCCAAAAACCAGCACACCCUGUAUGUUGAAGUGACCAAUGAAGCUCCCUUUGUAGUGAAGCUCCCAACCUCAACGGCCACCAUAGUGGUCCAUGUGGAGGAUGUGAAUGAGGCACCUGUGUUUGUCCCACCCUCCAAAGCUAUUGAGGUCCAAGAAGGCAUCUCCGUUGGGGAGUCUGUCUGUAUCUACACUGCACAGGACCCUGACAAGGAGAAUCAGGAGAUCAGCUACCACAUCCUGAGAGACCCAGCAGGAUGGCUAGCGAUGGACCCAACCAGUGGGCAGAUCACUGCUGCCGCCGUCUUAGACCGUGAGGAUGAGUGGUUUGUAAAGAACAACAUCUACAAAGUUGUGGUCCUGGCCACGGACAAUGGGAACCCUCCCACCACCGGCACAGGGACCCUCCUGCUAACACUUACUGAUGUCAAUGACCAUGGCCCGGUCCCUGAGCCCCGUCAGAUCACCAUCUGCAACCAUAGCCCUGUGCCCCAAGUGCUGAACAUCACGGACAAGGACCUGUCCCCCCACACCUCCCCUUUCCGGGCCCAGCUCACACAUGACUCGGACAUCUACUGGACAGCAGAGGUCAAUGAGAAAGGAGACACAGUGGCCUUGUCCCUGAAGAAGUUCCUGAAGCAAGACACAUAUGACGUGCACCUUUCUCUGUCUGAUCACGGCAACAAGGAACAAUUGACAGUGAUCAAGGCCACCGUGUGUGACUGCCACGGCCAUGUGGAAACCUGCCCUGAACGCUGGAAGGGGGGUUUCAUCCUCCCCAUCCUGGGGGCUGUCCUAGCUCUGCUGCUCCUUCUGCUGGUGCUCCUCUUGUUGGUGAGAAAGAAGCGGAAGGUUAAGGAGCCUCUUCUACUCCCAGAAGACGACACCCGUGAUAAUGUCUUCUACUAUGGUGAAGAGGGUGGUGGCGAAGAAGACCAGGACUAUGAUAUCACCCAACUCCACCGGGGUCUGGAGGCCAGGCCUGAGGUGGUUCUCCGUAAUGACGUGGCGCCAACCUUCAUCCCCACACCCAUGUACCGUCCUCGGCCAGCCAACCCAGAUGAAAUCGGCAACUUCAUCAUCGAGAACCUGAAAGCCGCCAACACGGACCCCACAGCCCCGCCCUACGACUCUCUGCUCGUGUUUGACUACGAGGGCAGUGGCUCUGAUGCUGCCUCCCUCAGCUCCCUCACCUCCUCCGCCUCUGACCAGGACCAAGAUUAUGACUAUCUGAACGAGUGGGGCAGCCGCUUCAAGAAGCUGGCAGACAUGUAUGGGGGCGGUGAGGACAACUAGGCCACCCUGCCAGCAGGGCUGAGAAUGGAACAUCAGGCCGCAGUAGCAUCUCCCAGGGGGUCUCAGUCCCCUCCUUUAGCCAAGGACUUUGGAGCUUAUCAGGAAGUGGCCUUAGCAACUUGAGGGGAGAGGCUGCAAGUCUAACAUUGGAAGGGUUGGGUUCUAAGUUUCUCAGAGUGGAGGAAUGUGGCAGUUGACUUUAGCACUGAAAACCUCUCAGCUGAGGUUAAGGUUGCCUUGGAGGCUGACUGUCCAGAAGACUCUAACCUGCCGUAAAAUAGCCCUACGUGCUGGGACUGGACUGGCUCUGACCCCGUGAUGACUUUCUCUGGAAUGGACCCUUCUCCUUAGAAGAGGCCUCUUAUUGCAACAUGAUUUUUUUUAAAUGCUAUUUUCAAAAAGUUAGAGGCAGGUCCUCAUCCGUCCCCAUGGGUCUUCCUGAAGCACAGCCCAGAGCUGUGGGCUCACUGGCCCUCAUGCGUUUCUCCCCAGUUUCCUGGCCCCAAGGCCUCCUAUUUGGAUAGUCACUGUGUUUUUAUACUGAGUGUGUCUAGGUUGUCCUUUAUUUUUUAUUUUCCCUGUUGUGUGCUGUAGAUGAAGGGUGAUGACAAUCAUGUAAAUGUACUAGAACUUUUUUAUUAA